Molecule: messenger RNA, 3419 nt
Organism: Linum trigynum
Lineage: Eukaryota; Viridiplantae; Streptophyta; Magnoliopsida; Malpighiales; Linaceae
Source: the annotation of a GenBank genome assembly
AACAAGAUCCAUUUUGUUUACUUUUUAUUGUUUAGAAUUUUUAUUCAUAUUUUAUAUUAUAAGUCAUUUAUAGUCAUUUUACACAAUCUUUCAUAUUAAAAAGAACUUCUAAUAGUUUUACAGCCAAACACUCGGCUGUUUUUUUUUUUUUUUUUGAAAAGUACUUAUCUAAAAGCUCCAGCCUGAAGCUGCUUCUACAAAAGCUACCGCAGGGCCAAACUAAGUUGGUAUUGCAUUGCAUCCUUCCUAGUUCAUCGUAGUACAAUUAGAUUCUAAAUUCGGAUUGCUCAUAUAGAAUAUCGGAUGGCUCAUAUCGAAUAGAUUUGCCAAAGUUGAUAAUAUGCCCUUUUCUACAAAGGUUUUCGGCUGUGAAAUUACAUUUUUACAUGCACAUGAUAAGUUUUCACUCUUCAUUCUCGAUUUUAGAGUAUUUUUACUUACUGGGAAUUAGUGGGAAAUGAGGUCAUGUAAGGUUGUCAUCCCUGCAAUUUCUGAUGAUUAGUGAUUGAGCGCAUUUUUCUAGGUUUUAAAUGCUUGCUUGUACCUUCCUCAGACCAUCUUCAAUAGGGUGCUAAGAAAGUCAAAUCUUGGAGGUAUUUUUUUUUUUUUUACUUUUGGCUAACCAAAAUGUGUUUUGCUCCAUUGUUGAUAACUGAAAAAGGCUUAGGCUUAAUUCAUCUGUAUAGUCAUAAUUUUCAUGUUUUUACAAUAAUAACCACUUUUUGAAAAAUACACAAUUGUAGUCAUAUAUUGGAAACUUGUUUGCCAAAAUUAGUCAUUUCCGUAAAAAAAAAUUUAACACUAGGGGAGGCGACUGGUCGGUUUUGGUUUAAUCGAAAAACUCGGUUAUUGGUUAAACCGAGCCAUCCCACACGGCUGGCGACCAGCGACCGUGAGAGAGCCAUGGCUAACCGACCAGCGACCGGUAAGUUAUCGAUUAUUGGUUCUGUUAGCCAUGGUAACCGGACUUAUGGCUCUCGGUUUGGAUUUUUGAUUGUUGAAGGGAUAGGACGGGCAGAGACAGGGUUGGCGUCGAUUCUAUGGGCCGUCGACGAUAAAGCGGCAGAGGGGCACGGUCUCGUGAAGGAGGAGAUGGCGCGGCAGAGGCGCAGAGCAGCGCGAUCGCGGCAGAGGGGCGUGGUUGCUGGGAGGAAGAGAGACCACCAGCAGCAAGCAAGGGCGCGAGGUGCCGGCGAUGUCACGGUUGAUCGGCAACGUCACCAGGAGCAGGCGAUGCGAGCACAGGACUGGGCUUCUUCUCUAUUUUGCGCCACUGCCGUCGGGGUGGUGAGGCGAGACGAGAGGGAGAUAUGCAGAGGCGUCGAAGUUGGGGUUAGAGUUGUUAGGUUAGGUCGUUUUGGGGGUUGGGGCCUUAUGGGUCGUUUUGGGGGUUGGGGAGUCAUUUUUGGGGGGGAAGGGCAGGUCGUUUUGGAAGGGCUGGAGAGAGGGUCGGUUAGACGAUUAGCUGACCAUCUCCCCAACUUUUCCGACAACCGAAUGCCAUCAAUUACGAAUGGCUUUUGAUUAAUUGAAAACAGAUCAGUUUCGGUUGAAACCAACGAUUAACUGAUAACCGGUAACUAUUCGUCCACCCCUAUUUAACACUGUUAGCAUGUGUUGAUAUGGAUGCCACCUUAGCUCCAGCUAGACUCACACACCACCUGGACGCCCCGUCAAAUUAAAAUCUUAAUUUCUUACAAAAUAAUAUUUAUAUUAUUAUUACUGUUAUCUUUCUCUUUUUCCCUCCCCAUCGUUACCGUUCGCUUCAUCUCCCACUCCAAAGCUUUGAUUUCUUCCUUUCCUACUCCUCUCUCUUUGAUUUUUUUUAUUCCUUCUGGAAAGGCUAACCGAUGAGCAACAGAUUCCAGUAUCAAUUCUCGUCGUUCAGAUCAGUUGAGGGUGUCGUUCCUGGGUUCCACCGCCACUGCCACCAUCAAAUACCUAUCGAGGGGGGAACGAUCUCUCUUCGCCGACCAGAUUUAUCAGAGCCGGGGAGGAUUUGAAUCCCGACCAUCGCCAUUGAACCACCUCUACUUUGCUGAAUCCAAAAAGCAUCGAACAAGAAAUCAGGGAGGAUUUGAAUUGCCCCGUUCAUAAUCCGCUCACCAUCGCCAUUACUCAAUCGUGGCUUUAUUUUUUUCAUAUCUAGUUCUUCUUCCACUCCAUAACCAAACCAGCCAACAAGAUCUCGAAGAAUAGAGCAAUCAACUUAUGAAUAGGUUUUGAUAGAGACGAUGGAAAACUAGUCAUAGGAGAAGAUGAAGAGAGACGAGAGGGACCAAUGAAGAACCAAUUCCUGUGUACGCGCCCUUUCAGUUUGCUUUUCUCCUCUGUAUAUUUGGAAGCAGCAGUGGCAGAUUUGGUUGCCUUGACAAAGUCCCUAAUCGAUGACAGAAGUCCAGCCAUCAGGAAAGAUGAAGAAGGAGAUGACGGAGGCCAAGGAAGAACCCGAUUCUUGGGUACUUGUCGCAGUUCCGACAUGCGCAGAUCUGGUCGCCUUCGAGGUCUUAAUCAACAAUAGGGAUUUCUCUAUUUUUGCUUCUUCAACAACGGGUUAUGGCUUCGUAAUUGAAUUUAUGUUCCGAUUAAUCUUGUUUCCCCAAUUCAUAUUCAUUCGCCAUAGUUCAAUUUGAGGGUAGAUGGAAGAACCGGCGUAUUAGUUAAAGUUUAAUGUGGGAGUGUAUUUUUUUUUUUGUUUGACAAAAGAGAAAAGGAAGUGUAGAUAAAAGAGAAAAAGAAGACGAAGAAAACUAAUGAAUUUUUUCAUUUUGGUUUUUUAUUUAAAAUUUCUUUUACUUAUCGUAUAAUUACAAUAAAGUCAACAUUCCACCUGGAAGUGGAUUUGACGAAAAGUCGCCAUGUCAGUUGUCACCAUAAACAUUUUUCUAGUCAACAUUUGUGAAUGUACUAUUAAAGUUUUGGACGGAAUGGCAACAACUGUGUAUUUUUCAAAAAGUGGCUAUUAUUGUAAAAAAUGCGAAGGUUAUGGCUAUGCAGGUGAAUUAAGCCCUAAAAAACCAAAAGUUUCAUAGUUGGUUUUUUUUUGUUGAUCUCCAUUAGUGUAAAUUUCAACACAUGAAUUAGAUUAUUUAUUCAUAAGUUUAUAUGUGUAGCUAUAAUUAACUAAGACGAGCAUUUUGAUGUAAUUUUUUAAAUUUGGAUAUUAAAAAGAUUUUGACUUCAAAUAUGACGUUAUCAAUGAAGAAAAGGUUUAGAUGGUCAUAGAUUCAUCACAUGUUUGUCAUAUUGAGUUGUAUCAUCAACUACUCAUCCAACUUUUGUCAGAUUAAGUUGUGCCAUCAACUGCUCAGCCAACGAUUGUUAGAUUGAAUUGUGCCAUCAACUGCUCAUCCAACUUUAAUCAUAAUGAGUUGCGAUAUCAACUAUUCAUUCAACUUUAAUAAUAAUGAGUUAUUGCA